Molecule: messenger RNA, 2724 nt
Organism: Nyctereutes procyonoides (raccoon dog)
Lineage: Eukaryota; Metazoa; Chordata; Mammalia; Carnivora; Canidae
Gene: ACTL10
Product: actin like 10
Exons: 1
Coding region: 768-1505 (245 amino acids)
Source: RefSeq, a predicted model, not a curated record
GUGGCCCUCCCAUCAUCCCUCUCUGCCACGGCCGGGGAAGGGGGCCACGUAGCAGAGGCGAGUCCUCAGAGAGGUGGGUCUGGUGCAAGGUGAGCCUUGAGCCUGGGGCCACAGGAGGGCGACGAGGGCCAGAAGCGGCUGGAGCCAGGCGGGGCCUCGGGGCUGUGGGCGGAGCCAGAAGCUGCCAAGAGCCGUCCAGGCCGGCGGAAGAGUGGAAGCUCGGGCCCAGGGGCUGCAGCCAAGAGAGCGCGCUAGUUCCGCAGCCAGAGAGGCCGGGGCUUCGGCCUGGAGCCAGAGCCGAGAGCCGAAAGGCAGGCCUCGAGCUCCAGCGGGGCCAGCAGAGGCGGAGCCUCAGGGCCGGGCCGCCGAAGGCCGCGGUGGCCUCGCUGUGCGGCAGCAGGCGGCUCCGACGGCCGCCGUCGCGGGGCCGCGUGGCGGUGGUGCUGGACCAGGGCUCGGGCUUCGUCAAGGCGGGCUUCGCGGGCGAGCAGCAGCCGCGCCUGGUGCUGAAGAGCUCCAGCCCGGGGCCCGGCGCACUGGGCUGCGAGCUGGGGGACGGGGUGGCGCGGGCGCACCCCAUCAAGCACGGCGUGGUCGCGGACUGGCAGGCGCUGGAGGGGCUGUGGGAGCGCCUGCUGGUGGGCGGCCUGCGGGUGUGCCCGGAGCGGUGGCCCGUGCUGGUGAGUGACUCGCCGUCGGCGCCGCCCGCGGGCCGCGAGAAGGCAGCCGAGCUGCUGUUCGAGGCCCUGGCGGUGCCCGCGUGCCACAUGGCCAGCACCGCGUUGCUGGCGCUCUGCUCCGCUGGCGCGUUCAGCGGGCUGGCCGUGGAGGCAGGCGCGGGCGUGUGCCACGCCACGCCCAUCUAUGCGGGCCACUCGUGGCAGGAGGCCACCUUCCGGCUGGACGUGGCAGGCAGCACCCUGUCGCGCUACCUGCGGGACCUGCUGGUGGCAGCGUUCCCCGACCUCCAGCUGCGGGCCCUGCCCCGCAAGGCUAUCACACAGCUCAAGAAACGCUGCUGCUAUGUGUCGCUGGACUUUGAGGGUGACCUUCUUAACCCUGACCGCCACCACCCGGCCACUUUCUGCUUAGGCAAUGGCUGCUCUGUCUGUCUCAGCAGCGAGCGCUUCCGCUGCCCCGAACCCAUCUUCCAGCCGCGUCUGCUAGGCCAGACCAAGCCAGGACUGCCUGCACUGGUCUUCCAGGCAUUGCAGAAGGUUCCCGCAAGGCUACGCACUCGGCUCGCUGAUACCGUGGUGCUGGCCGGUGGCUCCACACUCUUCCCUGGCUUCACUGAGCGCCUGGAAAUGGAGCUGGAGGCACAGUGCCGGAGGCAUGGCUAUGGGGCCCUGAGGCCGCACCUGGUGGCCAAGCCUGGGCGUGGCACAGCAGUAUGGACAGGCGGCUCCAUGGUGGCCUCCUUGCGCUCCUUCCAAUGCCACUGGAUAACCCGGGCCAUGUACCAGGAGUAUGGCUCCAGGCUAGUGCAUGAAGUGUUCAACUGAGUUACGCUGUACCGGAGGGUGGGGCGCCGUGAGCAGCUGCAGAGGCAGAGGCUUGGUGGGCUGCCCUAUAGCUCUAUCAGAGGCACUGAGUUCCAGAUAAAAGUCUCAAGUGAUUGGAGCUGGCAGAGUCAUCAUGCGCAGAUGGGUCAUCCCCACCCCUUACUGAGCCAGGAGGAGGUGAUCCGGACCCCUAGGACCCCCACUGUGACCUACAACUUGAAUCUACCUAAACAGUGCCAGUUCAGGCAAUACCAGUCCAGGUGCCUACCCUCAGGGCCCUGUUUCCAUGGCAAUGAGGAAGGCAACAACCCCACUUGUGUCUAGGACACAGAUACGGAAAUUACAAUACAUCAACCCCUCAUCAUGUGCCAUUUGGAUUCCCAUCCUAUGCCAAAGUUCAAGGGAUGGCCCUUUGAAAACCUAUAAAAUCCCAUGGGGAAGCAAUGAGAAAAGGAAGCCCUGUCCUCAACUGCUCACUGACUCACUGAGGGCCUCAGUUUCCCCUUCUGUAAAAAGUGGGGUCAGGCACAAUUCUGGGCCUCCUCACUGUUCCCUUCUGGCCUCCUUAUCAAGAGCUAUGGGGCAAUGGGAAGUGGAGACAUCUCUUAAAAGGAACACAUAAAGGGAGGGGUGGCUUGUAUUUCUGAAGUCACUAUCUUGAGAAACUAGAGCCCUGGCUGUGAGCACUGUUUGUGCUUAUAUGCACAUGUGGCCACAUAUGCAAACAAAACACUUGGGUGCACACAUGCCAGCCUUACACAUCUCCUCAAGACAGGCCCUGCCCCACCAGGUUCCACACGCCUCAUGGCCUAUGGCCGUGUGUGAGCAUGCCCCACCUCCCACCCCAUCCCUGCUGGAUCUUGGGCUUGAUACCCCACAACAGCUAGGUCUGGCCAGUAACAGAAACUGAGGUGGCCACAGCUCCAGGUAUUAGGUGGCUGCUGUGUGCCAGGCAUAGUUCUGGGUGUUGGAAAUAGAGUAGAGAACGAGAAAGACAAAAAUCCCUGCCUUCAUUCUCAUUUGUCGCAUCAAAUGUAUGGAAGUAAGCUCUAUUAUGAUCCCUAGUUUACAAAUGAGGAAACUGAGGCCUGGGGAGAUAAAGGUGCACAGCUAGGAAGUGAGAGAGCCAUGACUUGAACGCAAGCCUCUAGCUUCACAGCCCUGAGCCAUGACAGUGGAGGCUCCCACAGCACAGCAGACACCCCUGCCCUCAUUCCCA